Beta vulgaris subsp. vulgaris (sugar beet) is the source of this 681-nucleotide messenger RNA. RefSeq lists its product as uncharacterized. Gene Ontology annotation, molecular function: nucleic acid binding; RNA-DNA hybrid ribonuclease activity. NCBI's taxonomy places the organism in Eukaryota, Viridiplantae, Streptophyta, Magnoliopsida, Caryophyllales, Amaranthaceae. The transcript has 2 exons. The coding region runs from base 1 to 681 and encodes 226 amino acids. The record is from RefSeq and is a predicted model, not a curated record.
AUGGUGUGGAAGUGGCGUAAUGAAGAUGGUAUUGGCUGGAGGAUGAAUGAGAUUGAUUCUCUCGUAACUAAUGAAGAGAGGGAGGCCAUUUCGAAGAUUAGAUGUAGUGAGAAUGGCUGCCUGGAUUUUCUAGCAUGGAAUCACACAAAGAAUGGCAAGAACUCACUUCAAAAAUGGAUGCGAGCGACACAAAACUUACCUUGCUAUCCACGAGACGACAUUGAGGCUAAUUCGGAUGCAGCCAUUAGGGAAGGGUGUCGUGGGUUAGGUGUUGUGGUCAGGGAUGAGGUGGGAUACGUUCUCAUGGCAGCGGGUGAGAGGAUGGAAGGGGUGUGGUAUCCUCAAGAGGCGGAAGCCCAUGCCAUUCUUUUUGGUAUGCGGCUCGCGUUUGAUGUUGGGUUUAGAAGUCUUGAAGUGGAAUCGAAUUGCGUACAAGGGAUCAAUAUCCUAAAUGGGAUGAGAGCCCGAAGUUGCACCCAAGUUAUUGUUGAUGAUGUUUUAGCCUUAAAGAACUCUUUUAAUUUUUGUUCUUUUUCUCAUGUUAAUCGUUUGUGUAAUAAGGUGGCCCACCACUAUAUGGCUCAAUUCUCGAUCUCUUUGUUUGAGAUGAGAGUUUGGAUGGAGGACCACCCUGCUGAACUUUUUUCUCUUGUCCUUGCGGACAAGAUGCUUAUUGAUUAA